Molecule: messenger RNA, 1598 nt
Organism: Belonocnema kinseyi
Lineage: Eukaryota; Metazoa; Arthropoda; Insecta; Hymenoptera; Cynipidae
Product: heat shock protein 67B1-like
Exons: 3
Coding region: 184-1401 (405 amino acids)
Biological process (GO): protein refolding; response to heat
Molecular function (GO): protein folding chaperone
Source: RefSeq, a predicted model, not a curated record
UUUCAAAUGGCUCGAUUUUUGACAAGAUGUUCCACUCAGUUGAAAACCUGAAGAAGCAAAGAAAACAAUCAAGAAUCUACCUUUUGCAAUUUGCAAAGAAACGUCAAAUAAUAAAGUAAAAACCUAGUAAUAUCGACUUGGAAGCUCAAUAUUCAAGCAGACUGAAAGUUAGAAAUUCUGACGAUGUCUCUGUGGCCGUUGCUGUUCUCUGCCUGGUGGGCCGGCUUGGACCAACCGCACAUGCUCAUGGACCAAAAUUUUGGAUUGGGCCUCAGUUCUGAAGAUUUAAUACCUCCAACAUGGCCAGACAGAUGGGCUGGACCCUGGCCCGAUCUUUUGGAAACAGAAGAAAGUGGUAAAUCGACAGUUACAACUGAUAAGGACACCUUUAAAGUAAUCCUGGAUGUGCAGCAGUUCAAGCCAGAGGAAAUUAAGGUGAAGGUCGUGAACAGGUUCGUCAUCAUCGAGGCAAAACACGAAGAUAAGAAAGAUGAACAUGGUUUAAUUUCGAGACAAUUCAUCAGAAAGUACUCCGUUCCGGUACAGGUGGACAUCGAACAACUAAAGUCCAGUAUAUCCACGGAUGGCGUUUUGACUAUUACCGCUCCUGUAAAGAAACUUCCUGAGCAAACUGGAAAACCUGCAAUUCCAGAAAGUUCGGAAAACCCUAAGAAAUCUUCAAUUGAUAAGACAAAUGAGUCAGGAAAUGAAAGGGUGAUCAAGAUCGAGCAAACUGGAAGACCUGCUAUUCAAGAAAAUGCGGAAAACUCGAAGGAAAAUUCAUUUGAUAAGACCGACAAGACGGAAAAAGGAGAGGUGAACAAGGUCGAACAAACUGGAAAACCUGCGAUUGGAGAAAAUAAGGAAAACCCUAAGGAAUCUUCAUUUGAAAAGACCGAUAAGACGGAAAAAGAAAAUGUGGCCAAUACCGAGCAAACUGGGAAACCUGUGAAUCUGGAAAGUGCGAACAACCCUGAGGAAACUUCUUUUGAUAAGACCGAUAAGGCGGAAAAAGAAAAGGCGGGCAAUGCCGAGCAAAUUGGGAAACCUGUAAUUCCAGAAAGUGCGAAAAACCCGGAGGAAACUUCAACUGAUAAAAUCGACAAGGCGGGAAAAGAAAAAGUGGUUAAUGCCGAGCAAAAUGGAAAACCUGCGAUUGGAGAAAAUACGGAAAACCCAAAGGAAACUUCAUUGGAUAACACCGAUAAGACGGAAAAAGAAGAGGCAAACAAAGUUGAACAAACUGGAAAACCUGCGGUUGGAGAAAAGACGGAAACCCCUAAGGAAACUUCUGCUGAUAUGACCGAUAAGACAGGAAAAGAAAAUAUGAUGAAGGAUCAGCAAUCGGGAAAACCUGCGAUUCAAGAAAAUGCUGAAAAACCUGAAGGAAACUUCAACUAAAAGACUCGACAUGAACAAUAACACGAACAGAGAAAAGUCAGCCCCGUGAGGAAAGAUUGAGGCAAGACACAAAAUCGGAAAAACAAUUUAUUGCGUUGUCUGAUCAAUUAUUACGCUAAUCAAUUUUUACGUCAUUACGUCACUCGCACGAUUAUACAUUUAAGUUGAAUUAUUUCAGUUGUAUGAAUUAUUUAAGU